Phalaenopsis equestris is the source of this 3669-nucleotide messenger RNA. RefSeq names its product UNC93-like protein 3. The record is from RefSeq and is a predicted model, not a curated record. Gene Ontology annotation, biological process: potassium ion homeostasis. Lineage: Eukaryota; Viridiplantae; Streptophyta; Magnoliopsida; Asparagales; Orchidaceae.
GUAUACGAUGGUGCCGGCUUCAUUAUAUCUUGGUUUCACAGCUUCUAUAAUAUGGGUUGGACAGGGUACGUAUCUUACUUCGGCAGCGCGCAGCCAUGCAAAAGAUUGGAACUUGCACGAGGGCACUGUUAUUGGUGGCUUCAAUGGAGAAUUUUGGGGUUUUUUUGCUAGCACGCAGGUUAUUGGCAAUUUGAUUUCACUACUUCUUUUACAAGAUGGAAAUGAAGGUGGCGGCUCCACUGGAACAGGCUUACUUUUUACUGUUUUUCUUGGCUGCAUGCUCUUGGGUGCUAUAUUGAUGUGCUUCUUAUCGAAAAGAGACGAAAAAGAGGAAGAUUUCCCGUCACACGCCUCUAUCGCGACUUUACUGAAGUCUAUUACAGCUCCUUUACUCGAGAUGCGAGUUCUGCUAAUCAUUCCUCUUCUUGCAUACUCAGGGUUGCAACAAGCUUUCGUAUGGGCUGAAUUUACAAAGAAAAUAGUAGAACCGGCUCUCGGGGUGUCGGGCAUAGGUGGUGCAAUGGCAGUGUAUGGCGCAGCAGACGCAAUUAGUUCUCUGUUGGCCGGUUGGUAUACUUCUAGUCUCUUUUCUGUCACAGUAAUUGUCUCCUUUGGAUCUGUUCUUCAAAUUGCUGCUCUACUAUGGUUGGUUUUUGGAUACAGCUUAAGCAACGGAGCGCUUGGCUCGGUGUUGCCGCUUCUCAUUGGCGCUAUAUGGGGAGUUGGCGAUGGAGUGUUUAAUACACAAAUCAAUGCCUUACUUGGAAUGCUUUUUAAGCGCGACACGAGUUUUAUGUAAAGUUGUCAUCUUGGAAUCAAAGAGGAUACCUUGUUACAGCUCCACGGAGAACAGUGUGUGUGCUAUUCCUGCAGCUCACACGCUUUACUGCUGCCCUUCCCAGCUACCUAUCACCUUAUUGCCAUCUGCCAAUCCAACCGCCAAUCACCCUACCGGCCUCUUGCCCUCCUCUGUUGCAGCCGCCGCCUUCUUGCCCUCCUCUGUUGCAGCCGCCAGACAGUCCCUAUAGUUCUUUCCCGCAGUCCACUUUGCUGUCCUCCUUUGCAGAACUCCACGUACCCCUGCUGCCACCUUCCAAAACCAACUCUUCUCCCUUUCCUUUGCGCUACUGCUGCCUCCGAAACCUGCAUCCACCUUAUUGGCACCCCCAAACAGUAGCUGCUGCUGUUUUAUCGCUGUCAUUUAGCUGCCAGCAGCCCGAACUUGCUGUCAUCCCCAAACCGCAACCCCUCAAUUCCCACGUUGUUGUUAUUUCUGCCUACCGACACAACUACUAUCAUUCCGGCUCUUUACUAUGCCAUCCACUCCACAUAACUGACUACCACCUCCCUUGGAUCAAUCCAUUGCGGGGGGGUGUCUAUGUGUGUGUUUAGUUGUAAUCACAUAUUUGCUUUCGGUAAUAAUAUUUACUUUUCUGUUAUUAUUUUGGUUAACUCCAAUAUUAUUUAGUAUCAAAGAUAAUCUAACCCUAGUCCUAUUCUAAGGUUACCUCAAUCCUCCACUACCUAACCCAAAAAAAAAUUCUUUCCCGCCCUACGUCAUCCAUGCACCUUCUUCUACCUACCAAAACUUAAACCCUAACCACAUCGAAGAAAAUAGUCGGAGACCUGAUCAAGAAGAAAUAACAUAAUACUAUUUAUGAGAAAUCCACAAAGAGAUUUCAAGAACUUUUUAUGGAAGAUAUGUAGUGAGAAAUCCUCUAACUACAACAGAGUCUAGGGUCGCCUGUAGCCACAACGGUGACUUGCCAGAUUGAAUGAAUGCAGCAAAACCCUUCCAUCAUGUAGAUUCUAGAGAUGAAGAACCACUACCUUGAAGAUUUGGCCAGAAAUAUCAGAGAAGUUAGGAUUUUAAAUAUUGUUAAUUUGCCAUAUUUUGAUGGUCACUUGGAUCCAGACGAGUUUUUCAAGUGGGUCCAGAUUGUUGAACGUUUCUUUGAGUACAGGAUAUCCCACCAAACAAAAUGAUGAAGCUAGCCUCUAGCAAGUUAAAAAAGAGUGCAUCUCUAUGGUGGAAGAACUUGAAGAUUUUUUGAUAGGGAGAAGAGAUGAGUAAAAUUACUAUCUGAUCUAAAAUGAAAUGAGAUAUACAACGCUAGUGCUUAUUAGUUUAUUACAAACAAGAUGUUUUGACCUUAGCUUUAAAAGUGAAGAGCCAAAAUCAUCAGAUGACCGUAACAUCUUACAGACAAAGUUCAAUCACAUGUUCAAGCAAUCGGAGGCCCGGGUUGAAACUAAUUUAGAGUGGAGAACAGGUAGAACCAACUAGCAUUCUCAAAUCUGUCCCAACCAAAAAGUGCGUCAAGUGCCACGGUAUUGGGAAUCAUGUCAUGAUUUUGGGCAUUUUGCAUCAGAUUGUCCAAAUAAAAUUACACCCUAUUUCACUAAGCAGAGAGCAACUAAAGAAAUGGAAAAUGACACAAUAGUUAAUUAAGAAAGUGAGGACACAAAGGAGUAUUGGGUACCAACUUAUGAUAGAAAUGCAGGUAAUUCAAGUUGAGCUCGUGAGAGAUAUUCUAGCAGGAUUGAUAGUAUUUAUUCUAGAAGGGAGUGAGUUUGAGGUAAAGAACGUUCAAGUGAAGUAUGACAUUGUGAUGCCACAAACUACAUUUUUGUAGGUGCGAGAGGAGCAUCAGUAGGACUAGCAUUGGAUGUUCAAAAGGACCAUGAGCUUGAGGAGCCGAUACCAGACACUAGGCAACUCCAUACAAGAGAAUUUUGGAAUUUUCACGUAUAUAGUCUAUCUUCUGAGUUGCCCCUACUGGGAGAGGUAUAACAUAUUAAGAUAUUUUUGAACUACUUUUGGAAGAUCAUAUGGUGUCAUUUGAAUAUUAAAUUUAGUUCAACAAUCUACUCACCAACAGAUGGUCAUAUGAGAUGGUUGACCCGUAGAGCUGGAAAUAUUCUUAGGAGCUCUGCGGGAAAUAACAUUUUAUAAUGAGAUCCAGAUCCUUCUUGAGAAAAAGAAGAUGUCUCUCCCGAGUGGUUGUUAUUGACAGUUGCCAAGCUUGCCACAGUUUUCAUUCCAGAAUUAGUCCCUUUAGACAAGUUGGUUUAUCGGAUAUGUCCGAUCAAGUACGCAGAGUAGAGAUAAAUCACAUACUUAAUGGCUCAAGAGUUACUUUGUGUGAAUUUGUCUCAAUAUACAACUCCAAGUCAGGUUUUUUUAGAAGAUGAUGGAUAUUUAUUCUAUUAGAAUAUGCUUUGGAAUGACAAUUUUUAUAAGAUUGACUUACCAGGAGACUACAAUAUUUUCGCUACUUUCAACGUGAAAGACUAGACUUCAUAUUAUGAGACAACAGAAGCUUUGAAGGAUAUGGUUGAAGCUCUCCCAAUCCUGAGAGACUAACGUGAGAUCUUAUCGCAGUCAAAUCACUAUCACGCUACAAUACUGGUCCAUAGGGUGACUGCUUGUGGGAUUAGCGAUCACGAGAGGCAGAUCAAAAUGACCCUUAUGUUAUUUUUAUUUUAUUUUAUUUCCUUUCCUUCCUUUAUAGUCAUUUUCGAAAUAUGUGAUGUAUUAGGGCUUGGAGAGUUAGGUUUUGUAUGACUUUGUUCGGGAUAGCAGCCAGUGUCUCCGGUUUCCCCUUCUAGGGCUCAAUCUAAGGGCAAGUGAUGCUCCGUCUGUAUCUCAUUUAGAGGUGGUAAAUA